AUGGUGGUGCAACGAAGACCCAGUCGCAUGAGCACAGAACGGUUGGCUCUCCUGGAGGACUUUUGGAAAAGUCUGCUGGAGCAAGAUGAUGAAUACAUCAAAGAACGUAAGCGUGACAUCAAGAAAAAGACCGGGAGCAAGGUUUUUAGUUUCGUCGACCUUCAGAAGUGCGACGCAAUUUCUGAAGCGCAGGUUGAACGAGAAGAGAACUACCAGUUCCUCUUGAAGUACUUGAGUACCUUCGCUGGGGACUUGCCAACGAAGUAUGAGGUGGAGGAGUCCUUGGUGAAGAUCUGUAACGAGGUUCAUUUGAACCCGCACUUUACCAACAAGUCCCAGCACGAGGCUUGGGCACGCAACGAGGCACAGAUGGUUCGCCAAAUGGCCUCGCAUGUCACCAACUUGUACCAAAGGACUGGGCAUGACAAAAUGCGUGCCCUCAAGACGAUCGUGCACAUGAGGUUGCAGGUGAAAAGGCGAUGCACAAAAAAGGCAAGAAAGAUCGAGACAAAGGAUGAUGCACCUGACCAGCCAAAUGCACCCAACCAGCAAUUGGGAGCACCCGCUGACCUCGCCCAGACGGUUCCAAUGACUGAGUCCCAAGUGGAGGCGGCCAUGGAGAGCUUGCCCGAUUCCCAGCAAGCUUGCGGGGAUUCCGUGGAUUUGGGCCAGGGGGACCCGACUGGAGACCAAGAAGAUGAACAGGGGGAAGAGGAAAGCCUGACAGAUGAUGAAAUAGUAACUCCCAUCAUUUGCCAUGACGAAGCUGCAUAUGAUUUGGUGAAAGAUGAUUCUGUUGAUGCGCACUACAUGGAUUCACAAUCACAUGGAAAUGAUGCACCCCCGGCGAUCCCAAAAGAUGAUCCCAAGAACAUCCCAAAGGAUGUGAAGGCUCCUUCAGAGAAUGAACCUGCAGCCCCUGCAGCCCCUGCGGCAUCUGAACCUGUGCCCUCUCCCGGUGUUGAAGAAGUCUUGGGAUCUGAAGACGAAGGUUUAAAGACAAAAGACAAAUCAAAGGGUAAGACUGAAGAGAAGACUACCUACCAAAAAGGCACUUUCCAGGACCACAAGCCGAUCUGCCCAUUACCCGACGCUGCGGGUGAAGACGAUUCGUUGCAAGCCCAGAUUGAAACAUCAGUGGCAAAGUUGACUGAAGCGAUGAAAGGAAGGGAUGUGCAGAAGAAUUUACUGAAGGCACAAGCGAUUCUUCGGAAGUCCAUUCGUGAAGCGAAGCUAGAGGAAGAGGCUGAGGAGGAUAUCGACAGACAGUACAAGGAUGAAGGUGAUAGUGAUUCAGGCAACGAAGGAAAACCACCUAAGAAGACCAAAGGUAAAGGAAGGGGGCGGGGCAGAGGUGGAAAACAUAAAGUGCCCAAUCCCGACAACACUGAGCCAGUGAGCAAGAAAGCUCGCACAGACAAAGGUGGCAUGCCUAGCCAUUCCCUACCAAAGACACUAGACGUUGCAGCUGAGGUGGCAGCAGAAAUUGCUGAACAAAACGUCGCAGACGCAAGGCAAGACAAAGGUGAUGUCCCUGGUGAGGCUGACCAACCUGAGCAGUCUAAGGAUGCAAAACCUAAGUGUUCAGCAGCAAAGACAAAAGCAAAGCACACAAGGAAACGCACAAAGAAGGAGGCAGAGCCAGAAGAUGCCAAAGAGAAGGACAAGACAGACCCAGAAGAGAACAAAGAAGGACCAGAAGCAGCACAGCCGAAGACACCACCACCUGCAGGGGAGGCGCAGACACCCAAGAAGAAAACACCAACAAAGACACCUAAGAAGACACCCAAGAUGACUCCAAGGGCUGCAAGAAAGAAGAGAAACCAGGAGGCCAACGUGCAAGAGCUCCGUGACAAGGGGCCCCGCCUGCCAUACUUCAAUUUGCCAGAUGAUGUGGCCACGAAAAAGUUGGACCGGGGCGCCGGGAACUUUUACAUCAACAAGGUCGAUAAGCAACACAUUGCGCUCUUGAACAUGCAGCACGAUGAGACUCUGAAGGACAUUGCAGCCAUCGAUAUUUUCAGUGGACAAGCAUCGGUAUCGCAUGCCUAUCGUCAGGAAACCGAGUUUACCCAAGCGAUUGGAAUCAGUUAUGUAGGCAUUUUUCUUUGCAAGUUUCAUCUCGGGCACAUUGGUCAUGCAUGCAUGUCGGUGUCUGCAGCGUUCGGCGUUCGUCUCCCAGGUGACAAGGAUUUCAAGGCGUCGUUUCCUCAGGUCAACAACGUGAUGUGGCAAGGGUUUUUGCGCUUGGUGCAAAUGGCACUUCGGGUGGUGGAGGACGGGGUGGCCCACGGAGGGCCACCGUGCUCGUCUUUCAUUUGGUUGAACCGUGGGACGAGCAAACGAUCGGCAGCACGUCCCAUGGGAGACCAACUGGAGCCCACAGAUCAUGGCUCGUUGGGCCUUGAUUUGCAUUCUUUGUAUUGCAAGGUGCCAUUUCUUCCCGGACUGUACAAAAAGAUGACCAAGAAGAAGCAAGCCCAAUUGCGCAAAUUGGCAUCUGGAAAAAUGGUGAUUCGCUACCGUGAUAGUAAGGGACGAAGCCGAGUGUCCCAGCCCAAGUUUCCCAUGCUGGCGAUCUUCGACGUAACCUUUAUGGAGAUGAUCUGGCCACGUUUGAUCUUGUCCACGGGGCUCUAUUUGCGUCAGAAGCUUGACAGACUGCGCGACCUGCAGGCCAAGUCACUGCAGUGGUGGUCAGCAGCAAAGCUGGGAGAUGUACAAAGCUUCCUCAGGCGAAGCUGGCAUCACAACAUCCUCAGCCGGAAGGCAGGCCCACAGAAGAAACGUCAGACCGCAGCAAAAGCACCUGCAGCAGCAGAGAGUCCAACCAGUGAGGCUUCAACUGUUCCAGGAACAGAUGAACAAGCCAGAGCCAUGGCAAUCCAGAAGUACCAGCAAGCACAAAGAGAAGAAUCUGCAAGGCAGCUCCAAGAGCAACAGCAAAAAGAAGCACAGCCGAAAAGGUUGCCAGCCACACCCUGCCUGCGUCGAGUGAUGUCAAUGUCAAUUUUGCAGCAGCCUGCAUCAGGGACACAAUCACCAAACGAACCCAUGGACACCAGAACAAAUGACAACAACAACUCGCAGGCAGCACAGGCAAAGAGUGCAAGCACCACCAAGCAACAGAAGAAGAUCCAGAAGAAAAACAAACAACAGAAGAAGAAGAAGAAUGCUUGCAAGAAAGGAAACGGAAACACACCACAACAGCAGCUGACAGUGCAAGCACCACCAGCAAACACGCCCGAACAACAGGCCAACAAAUCUCUUGACCCACAUGACCAAGGACAAAAACAAGUUCAGCCUGAGCAGACUGUUAAACAGCAAGAACCUACCACAGUCGCACCAGACCCUCCACUAGCACCACCCUCCCCUGCACAGAGUGAGCAAGCCAAAGCACACUCUCAGGCACAAGCAACUGCAGUCAAGGCCAUGCUGAACAGAGCCCAGACCGCCGACCUGGGUCAUUCAGCCCCGCCUGCACCCUCAGCUCCAGCCCUGCCUGCCCCAGCGACGCCGAGCAGCACGGCCACACCCAUGCCCACCAGUGAUCUAGCCAAAGAUCCGUUGAUGAAGAAGAAGAAGGGGACAGUUGUCCGUAACAAAGAUGCCCACAAUCGACGGAUGAGAUUUUACCGAUCGUUGGAGAGCUCAUCAAGCCCCGAUGAAAUCCAGGACAUGGCCGAGAAUGCCCGCACAGGAGGAAAUAAGAGGCAAAAAUUGGCAGUGCUUUUUGAGGAGUGGGUAAAUUGUAGCGAGGACUGGCAACAAAGCAGCUUCGUCAUUCGCAUGAAGCAGCGGACGACGGAGCGGCAGAAGGGUGGACGCAGAUGGAUGACAAAAGCUGACAUAGUCAGUAAGUAUGCGCCUGGACGGACUGAGUCAGAAGCUAAGUCCAUAGCAGAGGAAAUCGUUGCACAUAAAGAGCAAACACCGGAUGCAAAGCGUCCACAUCCAGACGCGCCUCUCAACAGUGAGAUGACCUUGUACCUAGUCUGGGAUGAACAGUUCGAGUCGACGGAGCAUGACUCAGUUGUGGAACAGUUGUUCCGCCAGAAAGAUUCGUCUGCCAAAAAGGCUUCGAAAGGCAAAG
Messenger RNA from Cladocopium goreaui, 4093 nucleotides. NCBI's taxonomy places the organism in Eukaryota, Dinophyceae, Suessiales, Symbiodiniaceae. The record is from the annotation of a GenBank genome assembly.